AUGCAUCGCCAACGAGGUAACUCGGUCGUUGAAGACAUCGUCGUCCCUAGUCAUCUUUUGGCUACAGCGGCUGUUCAUCGCAACUGGAAACCGAGUCAAUGGGAGUCUGCUCUGCCCCAAACUGGACCCGUUUCGCGGGCGUUGUAUGCAGAGGCUAGGGCAAAUACAACAAACUCGCUGAAUAGGUCGUUGAGCUUGAAUGACGACCGCGUUUCUAGGCCACAACAGUCAUAUCGACCGCGAUCCAGGAGCAUCCCAUCCAUUAUCCCGGAGAGGCAGUCAUUAUCCUCGGCCUCAUCACCAUCAGUUAGUCGGUGCUUGAGCCCAGAGCCACGGUCACCACAUGUACACUUUUCUCAUUCUACGGCCGCAUCUCCAGCCCCAUCGCCAGUUUUUGAUUCUUUCGACAGCUUGAUCAACAGCAAGAGCGAGAAAUCGAAAGAAGAUACCAGUCCUCCCAAGAGGAGCCUAAGCAAACGGCUCGCCAAUAGAGCGCAGCGUACGAGCGUCUACAACCUAUACGAAGAGGCUAAAGUUCGUGGGGUGGCACUUCAGCGAAAGUACUGGGUUCAAAUAUUAUUUGAAUGUACUGUCUACGUUUUUUUGCUUGCCUUCAUCUAUCUCGUUCUGGUUGGACUUCCACUAUGGAGCGGUGCGGUCUAUUGGUUGUACUGGGUCGUAAGGAAUAAGUUUGCCAUCGAAGGUGGCUGGGCCAUUGUCUUAGGUCUAUCUACGAUAUACGCGUAUCUUCCUCUUCUCAUACUCUUUGAAAAGGACCCACAAGUCCCAGAGACUGUCAACGCGGAAGUUGAUGUCGAAGCAAAUAAGUUUGACACCGGUGUCGAAAAUACAGCUCUAAUGAUACCUUGCUACAAAUCAGCGAAAAUAAUAGGACCUACUCUUGAGGCGGCUUUGAAGAUUUUUCCAGCUCAAAAUAUUUACGUGAUUGCGAAUGGCAACUCAGCAACACCUCUUGAUGAUACUGAAGACGUAUGCCGACCGUAUGGUGUUAACCACAUUUGGUCGCCCGUUGGAUCUAAGAUAAUUGCGCAAUUCGUAGGCUGCUAUGCAGCCAAAAACUUCGAUAACGUUUUACUGAUCGAUGAUGACUGCCUGCUUCCCUCUAAUUUUCCCGUUGUUAGUGACCGGCUCAUUGGUCGUGUUAAGUGUAUCGGUUACACCAUUAAAAGCGUCGGUCCUAUGUCUUCCAAAGGCACCUUCUGUCAACAAGCUCAGGAUCUCGAAUAUAAGAUCUCAGGGUUACAGCGCGCCUUUGCGGGGAAGAUUGGCAGUGCGACUUUUCCCCAUGGAGCCAUCUCACUAUGGAACCGAGAAUUCCUAAAGCAGACAUUUCAUGACCAUCCCGGAUUCACAGUAUCUGAAGAUUGGUUUUUUGGUGAUAGCUGUCGACGACUAGGUGGACGAAUUGAUAUGUGCACCUCCGUCUUCGUGGAAACCGAGACACCCUCCGCUGUGUUCUUCAGCAGCGGCGGUAGCCGAGGGGGAUUCGGGGAAAUGACAAUCUUCAAACAACGGUUUAUGCGAUGGAACUUUUUUUUUGUAAAUGGCAUGUACUACAACAUGAAAUACAUCAUCAGGAGCUGGAAAUUAGGGUGGUGGGAGCUUGGUGCCAAGAUUUUCGUUUGGCAAGAGGUCUAUGAAACGCUUCUGUACCUUCUCACACCAUUCAUAUUACCUAUGUCAUUCAUGGCCCGACCUGCAUUUAGCGGUAUCAUGCUUGGCAUUACAAUUGGAAUGUACCUGCUCAACGUCAUUGUUUUUAACGAACUACAUUUACGGUUGAAGCGUGAACGUGUCAGCCUGCUUGUUCUGCUAUUUUACUAUACCCCAUACAAGCUUGUUCUCACCUUCAUCAAUGUAGCCAGUUGUUACUGGUCCGUCUAUAAAUAUGCUCGCUAUUUUGCGAAAAAACACCCAAAAGUUAUCGAAGAUGCGAAGGCAAUUGAAGUGGUGCUACGCCUAGAAGAGCAAGAAAACAAUAUCACAGAAAAUGAAAAUAAGCUCGGUCGCACGCUGACCAUUACGAAAGUGAAAGCGCGGAGAAACACGACGCCUUAUGCACCAGCUGCAAUAUACCAGCAUUUUCAAGACGCCCAAUUAUCUGAUUAUACGGAAAAUACAGAUGGCGAAAAGGCCGCCCCAACAAUAUAUGUUACGCCUUCUCACAGCCUUGGCCCCGUAGAUAAGAGCUACUCUCCAUACCAGCAUCAAGAAAGGGACCAUUAUCAGCAACCACAAUCGUCUCUCUCUUCUCAGCGCUUCUCGUUUGUGUCUACGGACUCGACUUAA
Talaromyces proteolyticus is the source of this 2310-nucleotide messenger RNA. RefSeq names its product nucleotide-diphospho-sugar transferase. NCBI's taxonomy places the organism in Eukaryota, Fungi, Ascomycota, Eurotiomycetes, Eurotiales, Trichocomaceae. The transcript has 4 exons. The record is from RefSeq and is a predicted model, not a curated record. The coding region runs from base 1 to 2310 and encodes 769 amino acids.